GUGAACAAUUUUCUGAUGACUGGUCCAAAGGCUUACUUGAUCUACUCCAGCAGUGUGGCAGCUGGUGCCCAGAGUGGUAUUGAAGAAUGCAAAUACCAGUUUGCCUGGGACCGCUGGAACUGCCCCGAGAGAGCCCUGCAGCUGUCCAGCCAUGGUGGGCUUCGCAGUGCUAAUCGGGAGACAGCAUUUGUACAUGCCAUCAGUUCUGCUGGGGUCAUGUACACCCUGACUAGAAACUGCAGCCUUGGGGAUUUUGACAACUGUGGCUGUGAUGACUCCAGAAAUGGACAACUCGGGGGGCAAGGCUGGCUGUGGGGAGGUUGUAGUGACAACGUAGGAUUCGGAGAGGCAAUUUCCAAGCAAUUCGUCGAUGCCCUGGAGACAGGACAGGAUGCCCGGGCAGCUAUGAACCUGCACAACAAUGAAGCCGGCCGCAAGGCAGUGAAGGGCACCAUGAAACGCACGUGUAAGUGCCACGGCGUGUCCGGCAGCUGCACCACUCAGACCUGCUGGCUGCAGCUGCCUGAGUUCCGCGAGGUGGGCGCGCACCUGAAAGAGAAGUACCACGCAGCACUCAAGGUGGACCUGCUGCAGGGUGCUGGCAACAGCGCGGCCGGCCGCGGCGCCAUUGCCGACACCUUCCGCUCCAUCUCCACCCGGGAGCUGGUGCACCUGGAGGACUCUCCGGACUACUGCCUGGAGAACAAAACGCUAGGGCUGCUGGGCACGGAAGGCCGAGAGUGCCUGCGGCGCGGGAGGGCCCUGGGCCGGUGGGAGCGCCGCAGCUGCCGCCGCCUCUGCGGGGACUGCGGGUUGGCGGUGGAGGAGCGCCGCGCGGAGACCGUGUCCAGCUGCAAUUGCAAGUUCCACUGGUGCUGCGCUGUACGCUGCGAGCAAUGCCGUCGGCGGGUCACCAAGUACUUUUGUAGCCGCGCGGACCGGCCGCGGGGGGGCACUGCGCACAAGCCCGGGAGAAAAUCCUAAGGGUCUCCUCUCCUUUCUUUCCCCAUUUGUCCUUGGCUUCUCUUAGGGAUUCCAGUAUUAGAGGAAUCUAGGGAAUGGGGACCAGCACUCCCAAGCCCAGGGAGCCUUAGAGGGAGAGGCUCUGCUUUGCCAUCUCUCAGGAGUUUACCACUUUCCAACCUGUUAUCCUCUGCACCCUCUUGCAGUUCUGUUCCCAAGCCCACAUUAAGUCUGGGCAGUCUCCUAAGAUUUUGAGCUAUUAAUCUUCCUUGGACUAGAUGAGAUAGGCGUUCCUUCCCCCCUUCCUAGCUGCCUUAACACCUAAACUGGCCUGUCAAGCCUUAGAAUUGGAAGAGCCUUCAUAGAUAUGCAGGGACCAAGUACAGCUUUUCUCUUUUGCCCAUUUUCUAACUGAACACCCACCUCCUUUUCCAUUGUGGGGUCCCUGCCAUAGCUGCAACUUCCUUCUGCAGAGCCCCUCUUGAGCUUCUGAUUUCCUGCAGUUGGCAGACUCUCCAGGAAUUUUGAAUGCUCUCUCUCCCCUUCUCCUUUUUUCCCUGAAGAGCCUACUGACCCAGCAAAAAGCAUGUCUUCGGGGGUUGGAUCCUAGCAGCAGGGGUUGAAAAUGGAGGAAGUGGGAACCCUAGAGUGCUGACCUGCUGAAACCUAAGGUGCCACUCAUUCUUGUAAUACCCUCUCUGACCACUCUUCAAUGGACUUUACCAGUGGGAGGAAAGAUCUUCCCAGACAAGCACCCAAGGUACCCCAGACACGUACCCAAAAUGUGCUAGGAACUCCAUUAAAAGCUUAUUGCCAGUCAUUUUUUGCUCUUUAAAGUUACCAUUAGAGAGAUGGCAACUUUAAAGAGCAAAAAGUGACUGGCAAUCGGCUUUUAUGGAGUUCCUAGACAUUAGCAACCAAAUUUACUUCUCCCCUAAAGGUUCCUUGUUCCUCUGAGCCAUGGCUGAGCUAAAUAAAGCCAAUUUCCCAUUCAGACCCUGGUCUGCACUUCAAAGGAGGGUCAUAAGGCAGGCAAAACUGGGACCCUUCCUUUUUACUAACCUCAUUCUCAAACAGAUAGGAGUCAGGGCACUGGAUACCUUCCUCCAAGACGUAAACUUUCUGCAAUGAAACUGUUGCUAAAAGGAAGUUCAGCACCUUGAACUUUAAUUUACUGCAGUCACUGUGAUGUGUGCCUGCUUUCCCAGGUACUGGGAUACUGGGGUCUGGGCCUUUAGCCCUCUCCUCCCUUCCACCUUACAAGGAUAACACCCUCCAUACAGCCUUACUUCUCUGAUGCUCUAAGUAGUUAUCCUGACUUUCAUGAGGCUGAAUCUGCCACCAACAAUUAGUAAAUCUUCCACUAACACAUGUACUCAGUACCCAAGAGCUUGCUGCUUGUGGUGCUUGAGUCUUCUGAUUCUACUCUUAGAGAAAAGCAGUACAGCAGAGAUUUAUGAAAUAGGACUCUGGGGAAGGAAGAGCCAAUCUCUGACAGAGCCUCCACAGCCCAAGGAGCUUGCCAGCCAGCUCCCUUCCUCUAUGUCAGUCCUGGGUCUGGAGACCAGGCAGCUCUUCUGGAGUAGAACUGGUCAGAUGCAGACAGUCCCACCUCACUUUAUCCAGAGUAGGGGCAGGUGCAGAGAAGGAGUGGCUCCAAGUUGGAACCAAGGGCUGAGGCUCUAAGGGCCAGCUUGUAAGAGUGGAGGGGCUCCCAUAUCCCAAACUUAGACAACAGCCAGGUCAGACUCCAAACCUCUGGUCCCACCCCUUCCUAUCUUC
Molecule: messenger RNA, 2745 nt
Organism: Loxodonta africana (African savanna elephant)
Lineage: Eukaryota; Metazoa; Chordata; Mammalia; Proboscidea; Elephantidae
Gene: WNT8B
Product: Wnt family member 8B
Exons: 5
Coding region: 16-984 (322 amino acids)
Biological process (GO): neuron differentiation; cell fate commitment; canonical Wnt signaling pathway
Cellular component (GO): extracellular region
Molecular function (GO): cytokine activity; frizzled binding
Source: RefSeq, a predicted model, not a curated record